GGCGGCUCCAGCAGCGUGGCUCAGCCUACUUUACUAAGUGUUUACAGGGGGGUUAAAAUGGCAAAAAGAAGCUGACAGGGGGAAUUUGGAAUAAUGUUCAGAGAGGGGAUGUUUUGAUGAAGAGGAGAAGCAGGAUGGACGAGGAAGGCAGGCCAAAGACCUAUGUCUCUACUUUCCGCUUGGCCCUCAAGCCUCAAGCCAGACCUCUGUGUGUGAAGAGGCAGAAAGAGGAUGGACUGGAAACCACUAACAACAAACUGGGAGUCUCAUCUGCAACAGACUCCAGACUGACACCCGUCCAGGCGCUGCAGUCGCUGCACUUCAAACAACCAAUCAGCGACUGCACAGUCUGUGAAGGAAGUGAUGCUACUUUUCAAGGCGUUAUUACAGGAAGUAGGCCCAUGAACAUUUCCUGGCAACACAAUGGCAAGAGGAUGCAUUCAAGUAAUACUUCUUUCAAAAAUGGUGUAGCCAGUCUGGCUCUGACUCAGUGUUCACUUGGAGAUGCUGGGAUGUACACCUGCAUCGCUGAGAACACUGCUGGGAAACGGGCGAGCAGCGCUGUGCUACGUGUAACAGCACCAAAGGAAAUCCCCAGAACAGGCAACCAUGAGCUGCACAGUGAGGUCACGUUCAAGGCUGCUUCAUGUGAAAACACCAAACUGUCUUCAGCCUCUAAAGAGAAAAAGAAUCACAGAGAAGAAGAAGAAGAAGACAAAGAUAUCACAGGCAUCAACCUUCAAACAAAAGUCUCCAACAGUAAAGGACCUCCUGGUGUGGAGUUUCUAGACAGACCAGAGCAGGUGCAGGUGCGAGUAGGAGAGCAGGCCCGGCUACGCUGUGAGUUCAGGAGCAGCUCCGUCCCUGUGGCCUGCUGCUGGAUUUACAACAGAGACAAGGUGGUGGUUGGAGGGCCGAGGAUGUCUGUCAGGAGCAGCGAGACGCACAGCGAGGUGGAGGUCUCUCAGGCCUGUCCGGCCGACACAGGCUCGUACACUGUCAUAGUACAAAACAGAGAAGGCUCUGCCCAGCAUACAGUCUCCCUCAGUGUAGUAGACCGGCCCGACCCUCCCGCAUCCCAGCCUGUUGUUUCCCAGCUGUCCGCCCAGUCCCUGGUCCUGUCCUGGACGGGGCCCAGCUACGACGGAGGAACAGCCGUGCUGGGCUACAUCGUGGAGGUCAAAGAAGAGGGCUCGGACAAGCCGGGGAGCUGGACUGAAGUUACAAGUAGCUGUAAAAGCACAUCCUACCACGUCCGCUCAGGCCUGGAGCAUCUGGGCCAGUACCGCUUCCGUGUGAGAGCCUACAACUCAGCAGGGGUCAGCGAACCAAGCCAGGAGUCUGAAAGUGUCAAGAUGGCGACUGCAAAACAAAAGAAGGAAGAGCCUGAGUCGUACCUCACAGUGAUCAUCGACACCGAUCACAAGGUCAAGGAGCACUACAAUGUGCACGAGAAGCUGGGAGUCGGCAAGUUCGGCCAGGUGUUCCGCUUGUCCCACAAAGAGACGGGUCAGGUGUGUGCGGGGAAGUUCUACCGAGCCCGAACGUCGCAUGAGAGGGCGGCAGCCCGCAGAGAGAUCGAGCUCAUGAACUGUCUUCACCACCCAAAACUGGUCCAGUGUCUGGCUGCUUAUGACACGCGCUUGGAGAUGGUCAUGAUCAUGGAGUAUAUUGCAGGUGGGGAGCUCUUUGAACGCAUCGUGGAUGACAACUUCGAGCACACGGAGCCCACCAGUGCCCGCUACAUGCAGCAGAUCCUGGAGGGCAUGCAGUACGUUCACAAGCAGAACAUCGUCCACCUGGACCUCAAACCGGAGAACAUCGUCUGUGUGGAUACAACUGGUACACAGAUCAAGAUCAUUGACUUCGGCUUGGCUAGUAAACUGGAGGAGGGUAAACCUCUGAAGGUGAUGCACGGCACGCCGGAGUUUGUGGCCCCGGAGGUGAUCAGCUAUGAGCCCGUGGGUCUGGAGACGGACAUGUGGAGCAUCGGAGUCAUCUGCUACAUCUUGCUCAGUGGAGAGUCUCCCUUCCAGGGGAACAGCGAUGCUGAGACUUUUGCUCUCGUGACUGCUGCUCGCUACGAGUUUGACCAGGAGAGCUUUGAGGACAUCUCUGAUCAAGCUAAAGACUUUAUUAGCUCCCUGCUCAAGAAAGACCGGAGAUGCAGGCUGUCAUGUGCCAAGGCCCUCGCCCACCCCUGGAUGGCCUCUUUCACCCCCCUGACCCGCAGACCCACCAAGUCCCUCAAUAAGGGGAAGAUGAGACGCUUUCUGGCCAAGCGCAAGUGGAAGAAAACUGGCAAGGCUGUUUUGGCCCUACAGCGGAUGGCUAACCUCUCUAACAGGCCAGACUCUCCUGGCAGCUCCUCAGAGGAGCCAGGCUGGAGCCAAGAGGCAGAGGAGGCCAUCCAGUCGCUGGAUAAGCAGCUUCAGAGUGAACCUCGCUUCCAGCAGGCCCUGAAGGACACCACCCUUCCCAAAGGAGCAACUGCUCAGCUAACAUGCCUUGUCAAUGGUUACCCGCAGCCGGAGGUGAAGUGGCUUCAGAACGAGAAGCCCGUGUCUGAAUCGUGCAGAGUGUCCGUGGAGCAACUUGAAGAUGGGCUCUGUUCUCUGGUUCUGGCCGGUUUGGAGCCUUCUGACUCUGGGGUUUAUGUGUGCAGGGCCAGCAACAAGCUGGGGGAAGCAAUGUGCUCUGCCAGACUGAGAGUGGAGAUGUGACUGCAGAGAACACCAGAGGAGGCAGCAACUUCAUUCAGAUGGAAGGAGAGCGUUCUGAUGGUUUGAUAAAAGCCUGGAUGGACACUGAUGGACAGUUUUUCACUGCGACACAGAAGGCUUACACACAGUUUCAAGUCAUUAAGGGUGCGUCGUGGUCUUCCACCAUCAAGAGGAUAAUGUUUGGACACACAUACCCAGAGCCGUCUGUUUCCCACCGUUUACUAGUAUACUGGCCAAGUCUGUUUUCUUUUCAUGUGUGGCUAACAACAACCAAAUGCACGUUUUUGUUUUUUUUUGUACUGAAAUAAUGUAAUAUCAUGCUACUGUGGCUGACCUCACAAAUAGUCACAGGAAAAUUGUACAUUUUGCACAUUUAAGUAUUAUUAAAAUGUAAAUGUUUUAAAGACAUUAAAAUUAAAGGCUGAAUUUUUUACAAAGAAAACCUGCUUGAAUUAAAGUAAUUGAAAGGCAUUUCAUUAAAACAACAUGCUAAAAACUAAAAUUAAGCUGUCCAUGAAAAUAAACUUAAAACGGAACCAAACUGAGAAGAAGCUCACUCAGGGUUGGAAAGAUUUAACACCAGUUUAUUAAAGUAUUCCACUGAGGUUCAAGAUGACAUACAAGACGAUGAAAAGCAAAGACACUCGAAGUUUCUCACCAACUGUAUGAACACAUUACAUUUCAUUGGACAAUCCUCAUAAUACUAAAGGACAUUUAUUAUUGUGGACUUUGACAACAUGAAAUCAACCAUGAGCUGGACCCGUCAUGACUUCCACUCUGCUGUCCCUCUUGUCAUUUUCAGGUGCUUUUGGAGAUGUUGAAUGUUUGAAUGGGUACGGGUGAGCUCACGUGGAGAUCAUGCACUCAUUACAAUUCAAGAUUUUUAAACAGAUUUCAUUCAUAGAUUCUGUCCCUGUGUAUUGAUGCAUUUUCCUUUAUUAGUCAAUGUACUGAUCCUGACUUAAUUACCCUUAUUCAACCUGACAGCUACACUGAUAAUAGGACAAAAUAUAACCUAUUGCACAUAUUCCUACAAUACAAGGACCUUGUUUGGUCAUUUAGAAUUCCUCAUAAUGAUAGUGAAUUUGUUAAAAUAUUCUCCGACCCCAAGGCUGCAAAAAUAAAC
Chelmon rostratus (copperband butterflyfish) is the source of this 3849-nucleotide messenger RNA. RefSeq names its product myosin light chain kinase, smooth muscle-like. The record is from RefSeq and is a predicted model, not a curated record. Gene Ontology annotation, biological process: protein phosphorylation. Gene Ontology annotation, molecular function: ATP binding; protein binding; protein kinase activity. The transcript is spliced from 18 exons. Lineage: Eukaryota; Metazoa; Chordata; Actinopteri; Chaetodontiformes; Chaetodontidae. The coding region runs from base 117 to 2723 and encodes 868 amino acids.